CAUCUUUUAUUAGCCCUAUGCACUACUAUAUAUGUCAGGCUUGUAUCAUCACUUUCUUACACCAAUCAGCCCCUUCCCACAACCAACCUAUGUUUCCUUUCACAAUUGGCCUUCUUCUCCUCCUCCUUGGAGCCUUGUUCUCAUUCAUCCAUCUCCGGCCACUCACCGGGAAACUACCACCUGGUCCUUGGGCACUACCCAUUAUUGGCAACCUCCACAUGUUGGGGAACCUUCCUCAGCGCAACCUCAGCCUCCUGGCCAAGAAGUAUGGUUCCAUCAUGUCUAUGCGCCUCGGGUACGUUCCAGCUACUGUAGUCUCAUCGCCUGAAGUUCCAAGCUAUUCCUCAAAACUCAUGAUAUUGUGUUCGGGAGUCGUCCUACAAUACAAGCCUCGGAGUAUUUGACUUAUGGUAGCUAGGGCAUGGUUUUUUGCAACUACGGUCCAUAUUGGCGCAAUGUCAGGAAACUGUGUACAAUGGAGCUUCUCAGCAGGGAGAAAAUUGAUUCUUUUGCAGCGAUGAGGAGGGAGGAGCUAGGGUUGAUGGUGCAAUCACUUAAAGAAAUGGGCGAGGCACGUCAGGUGGUUAACCUCAGUGACACGGUGAUUGAACUCAUUGAACACAUGACGCACAAAAUGGUUUUUGGGCAUAGCAAAAUUGAGAGAAUCCAGUUGAAAGCGCUUACACGAGGCGUUGAACUUGGCAGGAGCUUUCAAUAUAGCGGAUUACGUGCGCUUGCUAGGGGCUGUAAGAAUUUUAUGUGGCUCAUGCUUUAUAUUAUUAUGUAAUAUUUAUUUAAAUAUUUAAGUAUUAUGAUUUAAUAAAUAACAAAACUAAAAUGAUCACUCUUCGAUAAGUUAGUUUCUUAAAUUAAAGACAUUUUAAUAGAAAGUACACUUCUAAUCCUAUAAGGAAACUAGUCCUCCCUCCACCCUAUAAAAUAAGUAUUAUAUUCCAUCAAUAAUACACAUAAGAGAAAAUUUAAGGGUGAAGGGAUUAAAAGAGAGACACAAUUUCUAUUAUAUUUAUUGUUUGGUCUUUUCAAGAAUUUUUUCAAAAAAUUCCUUACGAAUUAAAAGCAUGUCUUCUCUUAAUAAUGUGACUAUGAAAAUGAUAUUAUUUUAAAAACCUUGGCCAUUAUGAUUUGUGCAAAAUAAGGACUUGAUUUACAUAAUUAUAGAAUUAGGGUUAUGAUUGUUUUGCAAGAAUCAUGAUUAUGAUUAUUCAGUAGAAAUUAGGGUUAUUAUUGUUUUACAUAAAUAAAAAAACCCUAACAUACACUUGACCUUACUUGAUUAAUUUCUCAUGCUAUUUAUUGUUAUUAUUUUUAGAAAUGUUGGGAUGCAUUACAGUAAAAUGGAAAAACAAUCAUAAAAAUCAAUCAUUUUUGAGACAAUUUCUCUAUCCUACAAGACACCUCAUCAAACCAACCCACCCGAAAAAACCUAAUCCUAAUCUCUUCAUCUUCUUCUACCUCACUUUUCUCCCUUCUUGUUGUAGUAUGUGGCUCAUAUUGAGUAAAAGAUAUAUGGAGAAAAAUUGGUAAAUGUUGGAGCAAAGCGAAGUGACGAUAUUUGUCAUUUAAACUUGUAUUUUUAUUGUUGAAGGCGAACGAUAAGUUGGGAGGGUGCGGGUCAGGGGUAACUCUUUUUAUCUAUUCCAAUAUUGAAUUCUUGAGAUCCAUGCUAUUUAGGAGAUUCUUCAAUUCUUUGUAAUAAUGAGAAUUACUAAAAUUAUGUUAUGAAAUUGCAUCAAAUUAGUCAAAUAAAGUAAAUAAAAUAGGAGUUGAAAACACACUUUGAAUUGUCUUGAUUAUAUUCUAAUCCCCGUAAUGCUUAUUAUUGAUAUGUAAUGCUUAUUAUACACUUCUAUGUUAUUGUUUGUCAACUAACUUCCUUGUUUUAUGGAAUCACUUAGCACGCUGUUAAGAUAUGUCUUCUUCUUAUUUUGAUUAUCAAUUUAUUAAAUGCACAUGAUUCUUGAGUAAUUUGUAAUUGAGCAUUGAUACAUUCCAUUAAUUUUAAUUUGGUUUCCUGAUCAAUUGUCAUAAUUAACUGAAUUUAAUUAAUUGAGACUUAAGACUUUAGGGCUUGGAGGGCACUAUACAUCUUUUUAUAGAUAACCUCACCCCUGAUUUAGACUUGGUUUUUAGAAGACACAUUUUUCCAAAUUAAGAGUCAAUUUUAAAGGUUUUAUUUAUUAUUUUGUUUUCCUUUAAAAAUAAUAAAAUAAAUGACAACUCCAAUUUUUUAAUAUAUAAAAAUUAGUUUUUCACUAAAAAAAAAAAAAAAGUGAGUAUGGCCAUCGAGUGAAGAGGUACAUGGAAAAAAUAGUCCCCACAAUUAAAAGAAAAAAAUUAUUUUUUUAUUUUUAAAAAUAGAAAAUAAAAAAGAAUUGACUUCAUUUUGCAACUAUUUUUUAAAACAAAAAAAUAGUUUUCCAUUCUUAAAACAAGAAAAUAAGUUUUUUUUUCUUUAAAACAUAUUUUAGUCAUUUGCAAUUACUUUAUGAAGAUUGUUUUAAAAGAAAAUUAUAAAAAUGUAGAAAAUAAUUGAAAAUAAAAGACUAGAAAUAAAAAUUAUUUAAAAAAGAGAUUAAGAACAUUUAGAGUUCAAAAAAAAACUUUUGUUCCACAAAACAUUGAAGAAUACUUUUUAGAAACUAUUUUUCAAAAUCGUGUUCAAAAACAUUUUCCAAAAACAAUUCAUAUAUAUUUAUUUGUUUUUACUUAUUUUAUGAUGAUUAUUUUAAAAAAAUAAAAGUAUAAAUAUGAAGAAUAAUUGAAAACAAAAUAUCAUCUAUGAAAUUUAUUUUUAAAAAAAUAUUGGAAAACAAAGAAAAUAAGUAGAAAGCAUUUCAAAUACUAUUGUUAUAGAAAACAUGAGAAAACUAUUUUGAAAAAUUGUUCUCAAAUUUUAUUUUUUGAGAAUUGAUUUUUAAAACAUUCUCAACUGCGCUCAAUCUUCCAUUUUAUCAUUAUAUUUUCAAAUAAUUUCCUUUUACAAUUUCUCUCAACACCUUUUUCCUCUCUCACCCUCUUUUAUUUCACAACCUUAUCUCUCAAGAUUUAUAUUUUAUAAUUGUUAGAAAAAACUAUUAUCAUAAAUAUGUUCAUUUAAUUUUUUUUUGAAAUAGAAAAAUGAGAUUAAUUAUUUCUCCUAAAAAUAUGAAAACAAGAAUAGCUAUAAUUUAAAUCAUAUAAUCAUUUCUUUAAUUAAAGGCUAAUUUUAUAUUAAAAUAAAGUAAUUAUUUAAAUAUUUAAUAUCCACAUUUUACUUUCACCAUAAUGUAAUAAUUUAAUUUAUCGACAAUUAAAUAUUAUCUUUGAAAACUCAAAAUGCCUUUUUGAAACUUGUUAUUUUUCUUUCAAGCACAAAUAAAUAAACAAAUAAAUAUAAAAAAUCCCAUGGCAUAUAUGUGGAGAAUAAACUAAUGAUUGUCUAGGUGAAAGAUUUUGAGUAUUUAUAUGGGAUAUCAUCCCACAAGUGUUGGAAAUACAAACUUUUGACUUUUCUUAAAAUUGGUAUCAUCACAUUCAGCAAAACCCUUUAUUCCUGACAAUCAUGAUAGUUGGGUAGAUGUUCUGUAUUAAUGCUAAAUGUAAGAAAUUCUUAAGUUGCAUUUGGAUUUUGGAAAUGGAGGAAAAACCAGAAGGAAAAUAUUUUUUUUCUUAUAUUUUUUUUUUUAGCUUUAUUUGCUUCUAAAAAUAUUCUUAAAUAUUUUUAAUUAUAUAAUUUUUAUUUUUUUUAAUAUUAUAUUUUACAAGAUUCAUGUGACUUAAUUAGUCUUUCAUGUAUUUAACUAGGAUCCAUCCAAGGAUGUUGAUACUCUCUCAUUAUUAUUCUUUUAUCCUUAGGGCUUUGUUUUUUAUAACUGUUUUCCAACAUAACAAAUAAAAAGGAAAAUAUGUUUAACCAUAGAAAAUGGGUAUUUUUAAAAACAAAAAAAUAUAACCUUUUUAAAAAAUAUCUUUUAAUUCAUUUUACUUGUCUUUUAAGAACAGAUUUAAAAAAUAAUUAUACAAACAUUUAGAAUAUAUUUUAGAGUUAUUCUAGAAAACGUUUUUAACAUUUCUAACAUUUGAAUGAUAAAAAUUCAAAAACUCUUCAUAGAAUCACUAUUAAACGGGUUUUUAGAAUAAUUAAAAAUCAUUAAACAUAAAAAUUAUUUUUAAAAUGUAUUUAAAAAUAUCAAAUACAUGUUAAAAACAUUUUAAAUUUUUAAAUAAAUUUUUAUUUUAUAAAAUAUCAUAAAACAAUCUUAAAAAACUAUUCUAAAAAAUGGUUGUUACCACACAAACCCUAUCUCUCAUUAUGUUAUUUUACAAUAAUAUCUAUAAAAAUGUUUAUCUAUGAGUACAAGUCAUAGAAUGUCUUGGAUGUCCAUCUCAUGUCAAUUGUUAAUAGGGGCCUUCUUCAACAAGGUCUUUUACCUUUUUCAUGUCUCUUAUAAGCUAUCGUGGUCUUUCACCCCUCUCCCUCUUUUUUUUUUUUUUUUUUCAAAUUGAAUCCAUUCCUUCCGAUGUGAGUAACCACUCAUAAUUAAGAAACCAUAUGUGGAUCAAGUAUAUGGAAGAAGGAAUUGAAUUUUGUAGUCAUCCCUUCCCUCUAUCUAAAUUUUUUAAAAACUUAUAUAAAAUAUAUUUUAAAAAAAAGGUGAAAUUUGUCGAAUAUUUGAUUUGAGAAAGUUUUAAAUGAUUACAAUGAAAAUAAAAUAGGGAAGAAAUAAUAAAAAAAAUAAGUAAAAAUAAAUGAAAAUAAUUAAAAUAAUAUUCUCAAAACACUAACCAAUAAAUAAUUGAAAAUAAUUAAAGUAAUGAAGGUGGGAGAGAGAAUGAAUUUAAUUAAAAAAAUGGAAAUUAAUAUAUGAAAAAGUAAAAUAUUUUCACUUUUUUCUAUUAAAAUAAAAUUAUCGGCUAUAUGACUUAAGACUUUCUUUAAGAAAUUCAAAAACAACAAACAGACGAAUAAUUUCCUUCCACGCGGUAGAGCAACUCCUCGUUCAUUUCUCUGCCCCAUCCGGAAACUGCCAUGUCUUUUCACUUGCUGACAUUUUUCCACACUCUAAUCCUUCCCUUAACAUCACCCAAUAGAUUGACUUGGAAGGUAGAGGGAGACCAAGUCUUUUGGGCGAAUUGGACCGCGGAUGAGAAGAGAAAAAGCCAGCAGACUGUACUUUCUUCUUCUUCUUCUUCUGGUUCUGCGUUGGCUCUGAUCAUCUUCUGAUCCAUAUUGAUGCAGAGAGAUAUGGAGUUCGGGCAGUCUCCCCAGCUCAAAGGGGUUGUUAUAAUCACUCUUCCACCACCUGAUAAUCCUUCUCUUGGGAAAACCAUUACCGCUUUCACGCUCUCUGAUCCACCACUUGACCGUCCCCACCACACCCAUCAACAACUUCAGCGCCAACAACACCAGGAAGAGGAGGAGGAAGAAGAAGAAGAAGAAGAAGAACCCCAUCAGCUCCCAAGUCCAUCGCCCCCGAACCCUGCGCUCCAGUUCUCUGUCAGAAAACUCUCUCUUGGUAACCCAAGAAUCCUUAUGGGGUUUCUGGGUGUCUCUCUUUUUGUGUUUCUUUUGUGGAAUUUUGCAUCUUCAAGCCCCCUUGUUGAAUUGCGCCGCAAAAACGAUGAUCGCGAACCCACUUCUUUUAUCUUGCCUUUGUAUCCCAAAUUGGGUUCUCGAUCACUAGGGGAUUUGGAGCUCAAAUUGGGGAAGUUUGUGGACUUUCAUGUAAAUGAUAUGAAGCCCGGAGGGAUCAACAAAUUGGCUACUUCUGUCUCUGCUUUCGAUUCAUCUACCAUUUUCCCUGUUAGGGGCGACGUUUAUCCAAAUGGCUUAUAUUUCACACACAUUUUUGUUGGGAGUCCUCCAAGACGUUAUUUUCUUGACAUGGAUACCGGCAGUGACUUAACAUGGAUUCAGUGUGAUGCUCCAUGCACUAGCUGUGCCAAGGGACCAAAUCCUUUGUACAAGCCCAAAAAAGGCAACUUAGUACCGUUGAAGGACUCAUUGUGUGUAGAAGUUCAGAGAAACCUAAAGACAGGAUAUUGUGAGACUUGUGAACAGUGUGACUAUGAGAUAGAAUAUGCAGAUCAUAGCUCCUCAAUGGGUGUUCUUGCAAGUGAUGAUCUUCAUCUAAUGCUUGCAAAUGGAUCACUGACCAAGUUAGGCAUUAUGUUCGGGUGUGCAUAUGAUCAACAAGGCUUACUUUUAAACUCUCUGGCAAAGACUGAUGGAAUCCUUGGACUUAGCAAAGCUAAAGUUAGCUUACCUUCUCAAUUGGCAAGCCAAAGGAUCAUUAACAAUGUGCUCGGUCACUGCCUUACCAGUGAUGCAACUGGUGGUGGAUAUAUGUUCUUAGGUGAUGACUUUGUACCCUACUGGGGUAUGGCAUGGGUACCCAUGCUUAACAGCCAUUCCCCAAAUUAUCACUCACAGAUUAUGAAAAUAAGUCAUGGAAGCAGGCAGCUUAGCUUAGGCAGGCAGGAUGGUAGAACAGAACGGGUAGUUUUUGAUACCGGCAGUUCUUACACAUACUUUCCAAAAGAAGCAUAUUAUGCUUUAGUUGCUUCUCUUAAAGAUGUUUCUGAUGAAGGGCUCAUCCAAGAUGGGUCAGAUCCUACAUUGCCUGUUUGUUGGCGAGCUAAAUUUCCAAUAAGAUCUGUGAUAGAUGUGAAGCAGUUCUUCCAGCCUCUAACCCUUCAGUUUAGGAGCAAAUGGUGGAUUGUCUCCACAAAAUUCCGGAUUCCUCCAGAAGGCUACUUGAUAAUAAGUAAUAAAGGCAAUGUGUGCUUGGGUAUCCUUGAUGGAAGCAAUGUGCAUGAUGGAUCCACAAUUAUACUUGGAGACAUCUCAUUGCGGGGAAAAUUGGUGGUGUACGACAAUGUGAACCAGAAAAUUGGGUGGGCACAGUCCACUUGUGUGAAGCCACAAAAAAUUAAAAGCCUUCCAUUCUUCUGACGAGAGUUUGUAGGUAACAUGGGAAGAAUACAGUAUAGCCUAUAGAUUCGGUUCCUUCUUUGUACAUAUCCAGCUGACUACCUCUGCGUUUUUGUGGUGAAUCCCUCCAUACUUACAUACGAUACUAUAUGUAUAUAAGACAAGCAAAUAUAUAAGUUUUGAGACAAAUGUUUUUUUCUUUUUCCCGUUUUAUGACUAUAAAUUGUAAGGUUUGCAGGAUAUUCGACUUCUAUGUAAUAAUUAUUUUCACA
Molecule: messenger RNA, 7206 nt
Organism: Vitis vinifera (wine grape)
Lineage: Eukaryota; Viridiplantae; Streptophyta; Magnoliopsida; Vitales; Vitaceae
Product: aspartyl protease APCB1
Exons: 9
Coding region: 5234-6955 (573 amino acids)
Biological process (GO): proteolysis
Molecular function (GO): aspartic-type endopeptidase activity
Source: RefSeq, a predicted model, not a curated record